GGAGGAGCUUCAGGAACUAUUUCUAGGAGGCAUCUCAGGGCUUCAGGAGUUGUAGGCCAGACCUUGGAAGAUUUCCGUGCUGCGUGGGCUUCUGCUUCCCACUAGAGCCCAGCUUCAGAGGGCCUCAGGGACGCCGUGAGGAGUUGGGAAAGAGACAUUCUCCAGAGAGGCCAUCAUGGUCAGCAGGAAGUGCAUCCUAAUUGGAGGUACCAGUGUGGUCCUGCUGGUGGCCAUCACAGCAGUGGUGGUCUUCACCUUACUUUGGAGCACUCAGCCAGGCUGUGUGCAAGAUUCAGUCUGCCGCCCCGAUGCAGACAUGCUGGACUAUCUGCUGAGCACAGGCCAGAUCAGCCGCCGGGACGGCCUGCUCGUCACCUGGUACCACGCAGCCAACAGCCAGAAGGAGAUGGAGGCUGCCCUGAAAAGCAACAUCCUGGCCUUGGAAGCAGACGUCAAUGUGGAAGGGCUCCACACAGCCAACGAGACCGGGGUCCCCAUCAUGGCGCACCCCCCAGCCAUCUACAGUGACAACACACUGCAGAAUUGGCUGGAAGUUGUGCUGGCCUCUUCCCAGAAGAGCAUCAAACUGGACUUCAAGAGCAUCAAGGCCGUGGGCCCCUCCCUGGACCUCCUGCGGCAGCUGACAGAGGCGGGCAAAGUCCAGAGGCCUGUGUGGAUCAAUGCUGACAUUGUAAAGGGCCCCAACGUGCCCAUCUCAAUUGAGAUCAAUGCCACACAGUUCCUGGCGCUGGCCCAGGAAAAGUAUCCUGAGGCCACCCUGUCUCCGGGCUGGACCACGCUCUACGUGCCACAGUUGCCGACGGUCACGUACACCCAAGCCAUGGUGGAGAAGAUGCAGGAGCUGGUGGGAACGCUGCCCCAGAGGGUCACCUUCCCUGUACGGGCUGUUAUGGCACGGGCUGCCUGGCCCCUAUUCAGCUGGCUGCUGGGCCAAUCUGACAGGUACAGCUUGACACUGUGGCAGGGUUCCAGCGACCCCGUGUCAGUGGACGAUCUCCUCUACAUCCGGGACAACACUGCUGUCCACCAAAUCUACUAUGACCUCUUCGAACCUGUUCUGUCACAAUUCAAGGAGCUGGCCUUGAAUGACACCCGGAAGCGUAUAUACUAUACAGGCAGCAGCUUGGUCCCUGUUCUCCAGUCACCUGGGGGCGACGGUCUGGAUGUGGAGUGGCUGGUUCCGAAAGUCAGUGGCAGGGAAAGAACAGCAACCAUUAUCUUCCCUGACAGAGAAGGGAUGAUCCUGCUGAACGUUGGCCUCCAGGGAAGUACAGCUGGGAACCCUGUGCCCGUUGUGCUUGUCUCAGGUGGCCCUGUCCUGAUGCUGGAGUCAUGCCUACUGCAGCUGGCCACGCGCCCCGGGCACUGGGCUGUCCAUGUGAACAUCGUGGAUCCUGCAGCUCUCAGGCCAUCCCUGAACACACUGGCACACCUCUCUAGCCUUGGCAACCUGCCUCGACCUGUGUGGGUUGGAGCCACAGUCUCCCAUGGGAGUUUUGUGGCCCCUGGCCACGUGAUCGGCCAAGAGUUACUUACAGCUGUGGCUGAGAUUUUCCCCCAUGUGACUGUGGCACCGGGGUGGCCUGAAGAGGUGCUGGGCAGUGGUUACACAGAACAGCUGCUCACAGAUAUGCUGGAACUGUGCCAGGGGCUCAGGCAACCUGUGUCCUUCCAGUUGCAGGCUGGGCCACUCAGCCAAAGCAUGGCAGGAGUGGUGAACAGGCUGCUGGCAUCCUCCCCCCAGGCCACCGUCACAGUUCAUGACAGCCUUGCCAGGAGCAGCUAUGCAACUGUGCGGGCUGGGCUGCUGAAGGCCAGGGCUUUGGACAAAACCCGAGUCUACUACAGGUUAUCCCAGGAGUACCGCAAAGACUUCCUGGCAGAUGUUAGCAGAAACUGACCACCCAGCCAUGCUGGGUCAACCAAUGCCUGAGUCGAAGGUAGAGGUACAGAAGGAUAAAUAAAUGCCUCUGCCUUCCUCCACACACUGCAUGCGAGCCCUUGGGCAGG
This is a messenger RNA of Castor canadensis (American beaver), 2031 nucleotides long. It is a transcript of the gene Fam151a, whose product is annotated as family with sequence similarity 151 member A. The record is from RefSeq and is a predicted model, not a curated record. NCBI's taxonomy places the organism in Eukaryota, Metazoa, Chordata, Mammalia, Rodentia, Castoridae.